This is a messenger RNA of Conger conger (European conger), 2452 nucleotides long. RefSeq names its product meprin A, alpha (PABA peptide hydrolase), tandem duplicate 1 (gene mep1a.1). The transcript is spliced from 14 exons. The record is from RefSeq and is a predicted model, not a curated record. Lineage: Eukaryota; Metazoa; Chordata; Actinopteri; Anguilliformes; Congridae. Bases 306 to 2120 code for a protein of 604 amino acids. Gene Ontology annotation, cellular component: membrane. Gene Ontology annotation, biological process: proteolysis. Gene Ontology annotation, molecular function: zinc ion binding; protein binding; metalloendopeptidase activity.
UAAUUCGGACUGGAAUGCACUUGGAUUAUAUGCCCUCUAGUGGCAAGCCUUGGCAUGGCAUCUUUUGCUCAGCACUUUUCCCUGAACUCAAAUGAACUGAAAUGUGCUUGUCUGAAAUAUGGAUUUCAUGAUGCAAUGACGUGCUUCUGGCCAUAAAACCAUAGAACUGAAUAGCACCAACAUUACUGAUAACCCCUGAAGCGAUAACUGAUACUUUUACAACUGACGUAUGCUUUAUGGACAAGUCAAAUCAGACUGCCAUUUAAAGCAACUUCGCAGAGUCCUCUGCCCCACACAUUUCUACAAUGGGCUUGCUUCAGCUUCUCCUCCUGACAGCACUGGUUGCAGUGUGUAAUUCAUAUGCUAUUCCCCUCUCGUUCCGAUUGAAUGAAGUGAAUGGAGAUGAGAUUAAUGAUAACCCGUACCUGAACUUGGGUGCAAAGACUCGAUUGAUUGAGGGGGAUAUGGCCUUACCUCCAGGACGCAAUGCUCUUGCUGACACUGCAUACAGAUGGAAAUUCCCCAUUCCUUACAUUCUGGCUGAUAGCCUUGAUUUGAAUGCCAAAGGAGCCAUCUUCCAAGCAUUUGAAAUGUACCGCUUGAAAUCUUGCGUCGAUUUCAAGCCCUACAACGGAGAAAAGACGUAUAUCAAGUUCGAAAAAUUAGAUGGGUGCUGGUCCAUGGUGGGUGACCAGCAGACAGGGCAGAGGCUGUCCCUGGGGUCUGGAUGUGACCACAAGGCUGUGAUCGAGCACGAGCUGCUACACGCUCUGGGCUUUUACCACGAGCAGUCGCGCACCGACCGCGAUGACUACGUGGACAUCUGGCUCGACCAGGUCAUUCCAGGCAUGGAGCACAAUUUUAAUAAGUAUGACGACUCCUACAUUACUGACCAAAACACUCCCUAUGAUUAUGAAUCUAUUAUGCAUUACCGUCCGUACUCCUUCAACAAGAACGACAGCAUUCCCACCAUCACCACGAAGAUCAAAGUGUUCAACAACAUCAUUGGCCAGUAUUUGGAUUUUAGCGCCCUUGAUGUGCUCAGGCUAAACAGGAUGUAUAAUUGCUCGUCUCCUCUCACACUAUUGGACCAGUGUGCCUUUGAGUACAUCAACAUCUGCGGGAUGAUCCAGGGCUCCAGCGAUGACGCAGACUGGGUUCACACCUUGAGCACGCCUGGAUCCCAGGACCACACCCUGAUCGGACGCUGCAGGGAUGCAGGGUUCUUCAUGCAUUUCGACACUGGAACGGGAGCGGUGAACGAGGCGGCCGUGCUGGAGUCCCGGGUCCUGUACCCCCGGAGGGAGCUGCAGUGUCUGCAGUUCUUCUACAAAAUGACCGGCAGCACCAAGGACAGGCUGGUGAUCUGGGUGAAGAUGGACGACGGGACCGGGACAGUCCGAAGGCUGAAGAAGGUCCACACGUUUUGGGCGGAUGAAGACCGAGAUUGGAAAAUCGCCCACGUGCCCCUGGAGGUGGGCACCAAGUUCCGCUACUCCUUCCAGGGCGUGCGGGGGGACCCGGCCCAAUCCAGCGGCGGGAUAUUCGUGGACGACAUCAGCCUGACAGAGACCCGCUGCCCCGCCGCCGUGUGGCAGAUCCGCAACUUCUCCACCGUGCUGCAGAACUCGGACCUGAACACCGUCCUCCAGAGCCCCAGGUUCUACAGCCCCGAGGGCUAUGGCUUCGGGGUGACCCUCAGGCCGCGGUCCAGCUACACCGACUACACGGGCGGCUACACCGGGCUCUACUUCCACCUGGCCAGCGGGGAGAACGACGGCAUCCUCCAGUGGCCUGCAGUGAACAGGCAGGCCACCCUCACCGUCAUGGACCAGGACCCCGACAUUCGGCUCAGGAUGUCCACCGCCCGCAGCCUCACCACUGACAGGAUGACCGACUCUAAUGGCGGGCUGUACUGGGACAACCCUGCGAUAACAGGAACCUUUGAUAAAGAUUGCCAGUGUUUCAGGGGGGGCUCCUGGGGCUGGAGCAACUUCGUGAAGCACUUUGACCUGCGCAGGCGGAAUUACAUGAAAAACGAUGACCUCAUUAUAUUCAUUGACUUUGAAGAUCUAACACCCCUGAUCAAAACAGAAGUUCCUGUCAGGUCACAGGAGUGAGUCCAUUGAUGAGUUUCACAGAGUGGGAAAAAAGGAGGAUUCUGGGCUACUACUGAGAAAUGUUCAACAGGAUAUUUGUGUCUUGAGAUGGAAUUAAACCCCUGCACUUCACGAAAGAGGAAUUCAGCAGCAAAUUCAAAUUCUCUGAACUCUUUUGCAUAUUGCCUGUUGUCACCAAAGUCUCGAUACUUAAUAUUGAAUAUAAUUGGUACUGCUAUACCUUUUGUAUUUUUCUUAACUGUAUUGCCUUCUGCCGUUUGAGGCACGAGACCUUCUAAAAGCCAGAUGAAUGGCAGACAUCUGUGGCGUAAUCUGUGAUUAUGGCUGAGACA